CAGUUCGUAAUCUUUCGUACCACAUGGUGUUCGACGCAAAAAACCUUAUGUGUAAAUAAAACGAAUUGGGAAAAAAAUUACGAAAGAAUUAUAUCAAUUACAAAAUAUAAAUCGUAAUUGAUUUAAAAAUCACAUUUCACUACAACGAGUAUUCAAACAAUAAAUAUCGAUAAUAAAAAGAAAACGCCUCGAAAAUACUGUGCAAAGAACAUACUAACAAAUUUUGAUACUUAUUCUAUCCAGGAAAAUGGUACAAGUCUCUGGCAAUGGAUACGCUUCUCAUGCAGCUGGCACAUACGAGGAUGCUAUCAGAGCUUUAAACAGUCUCCAAAGCAACGCAGCUUAUCUCCGGAAUGUCAAAAACCACAAACCGAAGACAAACAACACAUUGGACCUGACAAAAAAGUACCUGAAACGGUCAGGAAUAAGUUUAGAGCAAUUGGACGGAUUGUCAGUAAUUCACGUAGCUGGUACAAAAGGGAAGGGCUCUGCGUGCGCUUUUACAGAACGAAUUUUACGUGAACAUGGUUUCAAAACUGGACUCUACACAUCUCCUCAUUUAAUAUCGGUGCGAGAAAGGAUAAGAAUAAAUGGAAAGCCCAUAGAAGAGGACAAAUUUACUAAGUACUUUUGGAAACUGUACAAAGUGCUGGAAAGUGAUCGAGAUCACGAGACCGAUAUGCCGCCGUAUUUCAAGUUUCUCACGUUAUUGAUGUUUCACAUACUCAUGCAAGAGCCGGUAGACGUUGCAAUUAUCGAAGUUGGUAUCGGUGGUGAGCACGACUGCACAAAUAUCGUGAGAAAUCCUGUUUGCGUUGGGAUAACGAGUCUCGGAUUCGAUCAUACGAAUCUCCUUGGCACAACGAUGCAAGAAAUUGCCUAUCAAAAAUCAGGAAUAUUCAAAAGUGGCACAGUGGCGUUUAGCGUGCCACAACCAGUGGAAGCGACAGGAGUAUUAGAAACGCGAGCUGUUGAGAAGAAUUGCAGCCUAAGCUUUGUCGAACCGUUGCAAAAAUAUACCUGGCCGAAUGGGGAAACACCAAAACUUGGGAUUUUAGGUGACUUUCAGGCUUACAACGCGUCGAUCGCUGUUUCCAUGGCACGCACGUGGAUGAAUUUCAAUUCAAUGAAAAAACGACUUAGCUUCUCUUUCGACACCGCAGCUUCGGCGCUCUCGCGUUGUCAAUGGCCAGGAAGAACUCAAAUAUUACGAGGUGAAAAAAUAGAUUUUUAUCUCGACGGUGCUCAUACGAUUGAGAGCAUCGAAUGCGGCGCUAAAUGGUUCGCAGAAUCCAUCGGAGCUUCCUCCGGAAAGCGAGUCCUCAUUUUUAAUACCACGGGAAAUCGUGAUUUCGUUAAAAUGUUGAGGAUUCUCCGAUCACUCAACUUCGACCAAGUUUAUUUCACCCCGAAUGUCGCUGGAAAGCUUACCAUCGUCGACCAAAUUAAUUACAACACACCGAAUGAGGAACAGAUUAAAAGAUGUCAACAGCAUCAAGAUUUUUGGGGUGUUUCUGCAAUUUGUGUCGAAAGUGUCACCGAAGCGCUUCAUAAUAUUAGGAAUGAAGUCCCCUCACCAGAAGGAAGGAUUCAAGUACUCGUCACCGGAUCUCUUCAUUUGGUCGGUGCUGCUCUCACUAUUCUCGAUCCGAAUCUUUCCAUGCGAACAACACUUUAAUCAAAUAAUUUUAAUAAACAACCCCAGACUCCAAUAAUUUAUUAUUCUGAAAGGUCACCUUAAAACGGUCGAAAAUGACCCUAAUCACGACAGUGAAAAGUUGCAUGUACGAUUAUCAGAUCCAGUCAUAUGCCUUCAUUAUUCAAUAAUGAACAGAAUCUUGUAUGGUGAACAUCGAAUCUCAAAUAUUGUGUAAAACGAAAAAAUGUUUUCGCGAACUGAGAAAAAGCAGUUUUUGUUAUGUAAAAGUUGAAAAGAAGUUUAGGGCUAACCCUUAAAGUAAACCCUGGCUCUAGGGUAUCUCGUGCUAGGACUAAGUUCGAACUUCGAUCUGAAUUUGAAAAUAAAGUUUGUUGAAAAAAUCUCUUGCCCUUUUUCCAAAGAUAUUUUGACUUAUCUUGAAAAAUGUAAUUUUUUAUACUUUUAUCAGAAGCUGGAAAAUAUAGAUCGUUUACGAGGUUUCA
Messenger RNA from Venturia canescens, 2142 nucleotides. RefSeq names its product Folylpolyglutamate synthase 1 (gene Fpgs1). Gene Ontology annotation, biological process: tetrahydrofolylpolyglutamate biosynthetic process. Lineage: Eukaryota; Metazoa; Arthropoda; Insecta; Hymenoptera; Ichneumonidae. Gene Ontology annotation, molecular function: tetrahydrofolylpolyglutamate synthase activity; ATP binding. The transcript has 4 exons. The coding region runs from base 248 to 1678 and encodes 476 amino acids. The record is from RefSeq and is a predicted model, not a curated record. Gene Ontology annotation, cellular component: cytosol; cytoplasm; mitochondrion.